UCUCUUUUCUGCUCCACACACUGCUUUUUCUUUCUCCCAACCUCUUCCAGUCUUCCUCUUCGAAAACAAGGAUGGAUUCUCGCCGAUCGUCCAUAGCUGUGGCGAUCCUCUUGUUUCUGCAGCUUCUGGUUCUGUCGUCGGCCAUGGACAUGUCGAUCAUUAGCUAUGGCCAGAGCGCCGGCGUAGGGAGGACCGACGAGGAGGUGAUGGCCAUGUACGAGGCCUGGCUUGUCAAGCACGGCAAGGUGUACAACGCCCUCGGGGAGAAGGACCGCCGAUUCGAGAUCUUCAAGGACAAUCUCCGCUUCAUCGACGAGCACAACGCCGAGAACCGGACGUACAGGGUCGGACUGAACCGGUUCGCCGACCUGACCAACGAGGAGUACCGCGCCAUGUACCUUGGCACCAGGACCCGAGGGACCAGGCAGCGGCUUUCCAAGAAGAGCGAUCGGUAUGCUCCGGUGGCUGGCGAGGCCUUGCCGGACUGCGUCGAUUGGAGGGAGAAAGGUGCCGUCGUCGGAGUCAAAGACCAGGGUAGCUGUGGGAGUUGCUGGGCUUUCUCAACAAUUUCCGCCGUUGAAGGGAUCAACCAGAUUGUCACCGGCGAAUUGGUCUCUCUGUCGGAGCAAGAACUGGUGGAUUGCGACACAUCGUACAAUGAGGGUUGCAAUGGCGGUCUCAUGGACUACGGCUUCGAGUUCAUCAUUAACAACGGCGGUAUUGACACCGAGGAAGAUUACCCCUAUAAGGCUAGAGAUGGCCGAUGCGACACACUGAGGAAAAAUGCGAAGGUUGUCAGUAUUGAUUCUUAUGAGGAUGUUCCUACAUAUGAUGAGAAUGCCUUGAAGAAGGCUGUUGCGAAUCAGCCAGUGAGUAUCGCCAUUGAAGGAGGUGGCAUGGCCUUCCAGUUCUAUGAAUCGGGUGUAUUCACAGGGAAAUGUGGAACUUCAUUGGACCAUGGUGUAGUUGCAGUUGGAUAUGGCUCAGAGGACGGAGUGGACUACUGGAUUGUUAGAAACUCAUGGGGCGAGAGCUGGGGUGAGGCCGGCUACAUCAGAAUGGAGCGCAAUAUCGCUAGCAGCACAGGCAAAUGUGGAAUUGCUAUUGAGCCCUCUUACCCCAUCAAGAAGGGCCAAAAUCCUCCCAACCCUGGCCCCACUCCUCCAUCUCCGGUGGCGCCGCCCACCGUCUGUGACAAUUCCUAUUCUUGCCCUGAGAGCAGCACCUGUUGCUGUGUAUAUGAAUUCGCUAACUACUGCUUCUCUUGGGGAUGCUGCCCUCUUGAGGGCGCCACCUGCUGCGAUGACCACUACAGCUGCUGCCCCCACGAUUAUCCCAUCUGCAACGUAUACGCUGGGACCUGCUUAAUGAGCAAGGACAAUCCGCUGGGAGUGAAGGCGACGAAGCGCAUCCAGGCCAAGCCUCACUGGGCCUUUAAUGGUGGAAAGAGCAGUGCUUAGGAAAAGCUUUUGAGGAAGACAUCAUGGUUUGAGGACUCAGGAUUGCUUGCUGUUUACUGGGGAACCACAAUGUCACCGGAUGGAUGGUGGAACAGUGAUUUAUUACAGAAGCUUGUGUUGUGUAUAUAGUGCUUUGUAUUUCUGUUGCUUCUGAACAAGAAACCCAUUAUUAUCAGUUUCCAGUUUCUUA
Diospyros lotus (date-plum) is the source of this 1650-nucleotide messenger RNA. RefSeq names its product cysteine proteinase mucunain-like. Gene Ontology annotation, molecular function: cysteine-type endopeptidase activity. Gene Ontology annotation, cellular component: lysosome. Lineage: Eukaryota; Viridiplantae; Streptophyta; Magnoliopsida; Ericales; Ebenaceae. The coding region runs from base 72 to 1460 and encodes 462 amino acids. The record is from RefSeq and is a predicted model, not a curated record. The transcript is spliced from 5 exons.